Molecule: messenger RNA, 861 nt
Organism: Pseudomyrmex gracilis
Lineage: Eukaryota; Metazoa; Arthropoda; Insecta; Hymenoptera; Formicidae
Exons: 1
Coding region: 1-861 (286 amino acids)
Biological process (GO): DNA replication
Molecular function (GO): DNA-directed DNA polymerase activity; DNA binding; nucleotide binding
Source: RefSeq, a predicted model, not a curated record
AUGUUUUACGAUUUCGAGACCCGGCAGGACGAGACGCUUGAGGGUGGCGAGACCGCGUCAAUGACAGUUCACGUGCCGACUCUCUGCAUCGCGCAGCAGAUUUGCGUCACGUGCGCGCAUGAGGACGACAUGACGGUGCGUUGUCGGUGGUGCGGUAUACGCGAAUUUGUGUUUUGCGAUGAUCCGGUGGAGCAAUUCGUCGAUUUUGCUACAAGAACGACGAAAUGUUUCAAGCAGAUCAUCUGCAUCGCGCACAACGCCAAGGCGUUCGACGCGCAGUUUAUUCUGCGUUACAUCGCAGAAAAACGCGUCGAAUUAGAUCCGCGAGUAAUAUUAAACGGGACAAAGAUCAUCGUAUUAACGGUCGAGCGUACGAAAUUUAUCGACAACAUCAAUUACAUGCCGAUGCGUUUAUCAGCUUUGCCGAAAGCUUUUGGUUUGCGAGAUAGUGUGGAGAAAGGAUAUUUUCCACAUUUAUUUAACACUCUCGCGAAUCAAUCGUACGUCGGUCCGUUAUCAUCCGUUGAAUAUUACUCGCCCGACAAUAUGUCCAGCGAAGAACGCGAGCGUUUUUUAUCGUGGCACGCGGAACAGACGUGCAAAAACGCAGUCUUUGAUUUCCAACGCAAGAUAGUGCGUUAUUGUCGUAACGACGUCGAUAUCCUGCGACAAUCGUGCAUGGCCUUCCGCAAGAUAUUUCUCGAGCAAGGAAAUGUAUGCCCGUUCGAAGACUGCACGACCAUCGCUUCCACGUGUAUGCGUGUUUUCCGUAAAAACUUUUUACGUGAGAAAGAGAUAGGCGUCAUUCCUCGCGGCGGAUAUUGUCUCGCGGAUACGCAAUCCCGCAAAGCUCUGCAGUAG